Dibothriocephalus latus is the source of this 975-nucleotide messenger RNA. NCBI's taxonomy places the organism in Eukaryota, Metazoa, Platyhelminthes, Cestoda, Diphyllobothriidea, Diphyllobothriidae. The record is from the annotation of a GenBank genome assembly.
AUGAUGGUCAGCGUGUAUAUCCGGCUCUUGAUGGUUGUCUGUCUUCCGCCAAAGGUGUCUGAGGUGGCUACACUGUUGCGCUUGAAACUGGACACUGAUAAGCAUCCUCAUCCCCGUAUCCUUUUGAAACUCGCGGGGACCUGCACUGUACUGCCCACACUCAUGGCCGACAGUGCCUCAGAGGUGGACUUAGAGUCGGACACUAGUUCCGUCGACGGACUUUCGGCGAGGGACCAGCUGCAGGCAAAAUGUGAUCAGAUGCAGCGGCGUAUGGACCUGCUGCAGCAGGAGAAUCGAGUGCUGAAGACGGAGGUGGAGACCCUGAAGCUGAAGGUUCGCAGCCUGAUGGAAGUGAACCAACAGUUGCGUCGCAACAGUGUGAGCAUUCAAGCCAAAGCGGAGCAGGAAGAGGAGUACAUCAGCAAUAUGCUGCAGCGACGCAUUUCUGAGCUGAAGAAAGAGAAGGAGGCUCUGGCGUUGAAUUAUGAGCAGGAGGAGGAGUGCCUGACCAAUGAACUGAACAAGAAGUUGGUGCAACUCCAGCGGGAAAAGGAACUACUUGAACGUACUCUCGCUCAGGAACAGGAGGCGCAGGUAACAUCGCUGGCUCUUGCCCUCUGCCGGGUAAACAAGCUGAAGCAUCGGAUAGAAAAACUGGAGAAUGAAAAAAAUGCCAAACAGCAGUCGUUGGAUAAGCUGCGGCACGAGAAAAUUGAACUGGAAAACGCGUUAGAACAGGAACAGGAGGCGCUGGUAAAUCGUCUGUGGAAGAAGAUGGACAAACUGGAGGCGGAGAAACGGCGUCUGCAGGACAGCAGGGCAGACCUGGAGGUGGACUUUCAUCGCUCCGGCACAACGCGCUUGUGUUCUGGGGUCGUACGCGAAUCAAAAUACGUGUUCUCUCCAGACAGACGAUCGAUGCCCAGUCACAGUCUUCUUCCCAGUGAAAAGCCAUUGGAUCGUGGUAUCCGAUGA